AUGCCGACGCCGGAGUGGAGGAGGAUAUCAGACGAAGCUUACUUCUCUGAUCUUCUCUAUCCUUGCAGUGAUGACCUGCCUCAGGUGCAACCCGCAGGUCCACCCACCGAUACGUUUGCCAUUGAAUACGUGAAAAUACUUGGCGAGCGAACGACGGCGUGCCUAGGGCACGCCAGCAAGCUUCUGUCCGUGAAUCUGCCGCAAAGCUGCUCCACCCUACAAGAUGUCAUGGAAGCGCCGGACCAGGUCACUCUGCAGAGUCUGAGCCAGGCGCAAGCGUUGAGCAGCUUGUACGGCUUCCUGGUGAGCCACGCGGCGUACGCCUUCUUCGUGAGCGAGCAGGCCGAGAAGUACGCGAACAGCUCGUGUGCCAGUCCCAACGAGCACACGCUGGCCGAGAACAGCCGCACGCUGGCAGCCCAGCUGCGCGACUUGCUGUGCACCAUCAAGCUGACGGCCAGCGUCCACGGCGGAAACGUCGAGUUCGGCGCCUCCGAGGAACGCGUGGCAUCGCUGCGCGUCUGCGACGAGAGCACUUGCAGCAGGAGGCUACUCAGGGACUGCCAGGUGGUGGCCAGCGUGGCAAACGUGCUGCGCACCUUGCAGCGCUAUCUCAUGGGCUUACAACCAGACGAGGCGAGCUGAUGGUGUCUCGCAUCUCACCUAGUUCCCCUACUCAAUUUUCAAGCGCCAAAGACGGUCGCCCACGUCUAAUGCCUGCGGACCCUCAAUCUCCUGAGAACUCUGCCCCGGUUGGGAUGCAGGCCAAGUGGGAGACGCUCCUGGCUCUGUUAGCCUGCGCGCGUGCUCUGUUUCCAGAAGGACACCUUGUGCAAGUGUGUGGAUGAGGGCGGCCUGAGUCUGUCCUUUGGGGUUGCGUGUGUUCACAACUCACUAUUUAUUUUGUCAGCGCUCAUGACUACCAUCGUCGACUUCCAUCUGUUCGCCGUUUUGUUUUGUCGCGUCAUUCUUGUAUUUAUUUAUUUAAGCCUAUUUAUUGUGCCUAAAAGUAGAUAUAGUGACGAAAGUGG
This is a messenger RNA of Rhipicephalus sanguineus (brown dog tick), 1031 nucleotides long. RefSeq lists its product as uncharacterized. The coding region runs from base 1 to 645 and encodes 214 amino acids. The record is from RefSeq and is a predicted model, not a curated record. The transcript has 4 exons. Lineage: Eukaryota; Metazoa; Arthropoda; Arachnida; Ixodida; Ixodidae.